AUCGCCGGUGCGCUGUGUCCCUCGGACACAGCGGAUCACGGAAAGAGCCGAAGAUGUCGGCUCGGUCAUGUGAUCAGCUGUGUCCAAUCACAGCUGAUCACAUGGGACAUGUACACUGAUCAUCAGGGCACUGAUGAUCAGUGUGCCCUGAUGAUCAGUGUGGCCCCAGAAGUGCCACGUGUCAGUGCUCAUCAGUGCCACGUGUCAUGCCCAUCAGUGCCAUCAAUGCCACAUAUCAGUGCAUACCAGUGCACAAUAAUGCCACAUAUCAGUGCCUAUCUGAGCUGCCUUUUAAUGUCACCCAUCAGUGCCAGUCAGUGCCACCUAUCAAUGCCAAUCAGUGCCACCUAUCAGUGCCAGUCAGUGUCGCCUAUCAGUGCGCAUCAGUGCCAGUCAGUGCUGCCUAUCAGUGCCAUAUAUCAGUGUCAUGUAUCAGUGCUGCCUUUCAGUGCCCAUCAGUGAUGCCUGUCAAUGCCCAUCAGUGCAAACUACCAGUGCCUCCUCAUCAGUGCCACCUAUCACUGUCCAUCAGUGCAGCCUAUCAGUGCCCAUCACUGCAGCCUCAUUAGUGCACAUCAGUGAAGGAGAAAAAUCACUUAUUUACAAAAUUGUAUAACAAAAACUAAGAAAAAACUUUUUUUUUCAAAAUUUUCAGUGGUUUUUGGUUUGUUUAAGAAAAAAUAA
Molecule: messenger RNA, 684 nt
Organism: Staurois parvus
Lineage: Eukaryota; Metazoa; Chordata; Amphibia; Anura; Ranidae
Source: the annotation of a GenBank genome assembly